AUUCUCCAUUUUUAUAUUCCUUAUAAAAAUUUCUGCACGGAAAAGACGAAAACACAAGCAAGCAAGCAAGCGCGACCGUCUCCCUCUCCGAUCAAAUCCACAUCGGAGCAACCACCGAAAAGCACGCGAUUCCUGCCCGUCCGGCCGCCGCCAUCAACGCCGCCGGUGGGAGGUGCCUGUCGCCGCUGGUGGCGCCCCGGCGCUACUCCGGUCCGGAGCUCCUCGCGCGGCUGUUUUCCACGGCGGUUGGGUCGCGUCAAAAGUCUAAUCGGCGCUCUGACGCCGGCUUUUCUUGACUAAUCGGCGGCGGAAUAGGCCGACCUGGGUUGGGCUGCCUUGUCUUCUUCCUCUCUCGAUCGGUACUUGCCCGGUAGUUGAUACCUUCUAAUUCUCUUCCCUUGUUUGGUGCUCAAAAGGGCGCAUUUCCCCCCUCGGUUCUUGGUUUAUUGGAGGUUGUCACCUUCCUCUUAUUGCGUUGAUUCUUUCCUCCGGCGGGCGCGUCGUCAACGCGACGACUCGAGGUGGGUUCUCGCCUGGUGGAGCGAUUUGACUUCUUGGCGAGUCGGCAUUGGUCGCCAUGGGCGGCGUGUGCUCGGCGGGGAUCCCCGGGGACAAAUCGCCGACGGAACUCUCGUUCCGGGCGAUGGGGUUCGUGGUGGAGCACGAGUUCAGGGCCUUCUCGGCUGCCAGUAAGACAAGAACAGCGCCCGUCGAGGACGCGGCAGAGCCUGAGCAGCUGAGCGACCAGUCGUCUCGUCUCCCUGAGAAGGGUUCGCCGCCGCCGUCCACGGGCAGCAAGGCUCGCCGCUCCAUCUCGAAGGAGCCACCGCAUUUGACGCGUGCCGAGUCGAGGAAGUCUAAGGCCGGGAAACCCAGGAGAAGCACCUCCAGCAAGGCUGGUCCGAGCAAGGUUUCAGAUAUAGGUUUGGCACUUGGUAGAAAGAGUACCUCUGGACUUGGGAGAGCAGUGGAGGUCCUCGAUAACCUGAGUAGCAGCAUGACAAGUUUGAGCCCUGGUGGGGAUUUCGUGUCAGCUACAACAACAAAAGGGAACAAAAUAUCAAUCCUUGCAUUCGAGGUUGCAAACACAAUAGUGAAGGGCAUGAGCCUAAUGCAGUCUUUGUCAAAAGAAAGUUUGAAGUAUUUGAAAGACACUGUCCUUCUAUCUGAAGGCGUGCAGCAUUUAGUUUCAAGCGACAUGGAUGAUCUGAUGAGGAUCGCUGCAGCUGACAAGAGGCAAGAGCUGAGAGUAUUUUCGCGAGAAGUCAUAAGAUUCGGGAAUCGUUGCAAAGAUCCUCAGUGGCACAACCUAGAUCGUUAUUUCUCCAAGCUAGAUUCAGAAAUUACACCCCAACCGGAAUUAAAAGAAAUGGCAAAAGCAGAUAUGCAGCAACUGAUGACCCUUGUUCGAUACACUGGUGAUCUCUACCAUGAAUUACAUGCCUUGGAUAGAUUUGAGCAAGACUAUCGCCGUAAAUUGGACGAAGAGAAAAGAUCAGUUACAUUUGAAAGAGGGGACACGGUUCAGAUUAUCAGACAAGAGCUGAAGAGCCAGAGGAAGCAUGUACAUAGUUUGAAGAAAAAGUCUCUUUGGUCUAAGGUUCUUGAUGAUGUCAUGGAGAAGCUUGUAGAUAUUGUCCACUUCUUACAUGUCGAGAUUCAAGAUACUUUUGGGCCUUGUGAUGGCAACUCAAAUGAAUCCCAAGAGAACCGUCAAACACUAGGGUCUGCUGGGCUCUCUCUUCAUUAUGCUAAUAUCAUUUCUCAGAUUGACAAUAUUGUUUCCCGAACCUCUGCCCCCCCUCAAAGUACAAGAGAUGCACUGUACCAAGGUCUUCCCCCUAAUGUUAAGUCUGCUCUUCGAACACGAUUGCUAACUUCCUCAGAAUCUCAAGAGGUCCCAAUCACUCAAAUCAGAUGUUCAAUGGAGAAGACAUUGCAGUGGAUUGUCCCAGUUGCUAAUAAUACGGCUAGAACACACCAUGGAUUCGGAUGGGUUGGUGAGUGGGCAAACACGGGGAACGACCUGUCACGGACACAGGCUGGCCAGCCCGACGUGCUGAAGAUCGAGACCCUCUAUCACGCUGACAAGGAGAGGACAGAAGCAUGCAUCUUGGAUUUGGUAGUGUGGCUCCACCACCUCAUCAGCUACAGCAGGCCAAACAAGGGCGGCGGCAGGUCGCCAAGCCGAUCCCCCGUCCGCUCCCCGGCGCGGCCGAGCCACGCGGCCCCGCGAUCGCCGGUCUCAGCGGCAGCGUCCAGGGGCCCCGCCACCCUCACCCAAGAAGACCGCGAGAUGCUGCUGGACGUGUACGCGCGGCGGCGCUCCCCCGGGAAGAGCAAGAGCCAGGAGCUGUCGACGGCGGCGGCGCCCGGCCGCGCCGGCAGGCCCGCCCUGAGCAGGAACGACAGGCUGAGCAAGAGCAGCGGCAGCGGCAGCCGCUGCCCGUCGUCGCGGGAGCACGGCGGCGGCAGGGUGUUCCCGCUGACGACGAGCCGGUCGCCCGCCGCGUCGCCGGUGGUCCACUUCGACAUCGACCGGAUCAAGGCGCUGGACAGAGUGGAUGUUUAGAAGCAGCCGUGAGAUGUUCAGAGUUCAGAGCACACCUCCUCUGGUCACCGAGUUUUUUCUUAGCCAGCGCAGUGAAAAAAGAAAAUAAAACUGAGCAUCGCGGAGGAUUGAGAGGUUCAGGUGUUGGUUCUCACGAACUGUGAUGGAAUCAUGGAAGAAAGGGAGAGGUCACGCCGGAAUUAGGUGUUGGGAACCAUGGUCUCGUCAGUGAUCGUGCUGGUUAGGAGAUUGUAUAGUGGCAUACAUAGUGCCUGCAGAAAUUCAGCAGGCACAUACAUACAUACAUAGGAAAGUUUUGUCUCUUUCUGCCCCCAUUUAGCCGUCCGUCAAUCUGUUCCGUGGUCAGUUUAUGUACAUGAACUGCGCCGACAGUGCGAAAAACCUCGCGUGAGUGUGUAACCCUGUUAGCUGCAAGUAACUGUACAUACCUACUACAGAUUGGCAGCUGGGAAAUUGCAGUAGGCGUGUAGUUGUGGAA
Molecule: messenger RNA, 3050 nt
Organism: Panicum virgatum (switchgrass)
Lineage: Eukaryota; Viridiplantae; Streptophyta; Magnoliopsida; Poales; Poaceae
Product: protein PSK SIMULATOR 1-like
Exons: 13
Coding region: 578-2572 (664 amino acids)
Biological process (GO): positive regulation of growth
Source: RefSeq, a predicted model, not a curated record